Messenger RNA from Clupea harengus (Atlantic herring), 3897 nucleotides. RefSeq names its product hexokinase 2 (gene hk2). Gene Ontology annotation, cellular component: cytosol; mitochondrion. Gene Ontology annotation, molecular function: ATP binding; D-glucose binding; glucokinase activity. NCBI's taxonomy places the organism in Eukaryota, Metazoa, Chordata, Actinopteri, Clupeiformes, Clupeidae. The record is from RefSeq and is a predicted model, not a curated record. Gene Ontology annotation, biological process: carbohydrate phosphorylation; glucose 6-phosphate metabolic process; glycolytic process.
UCCGCCACACCUUCCUUGUGACCAAUAGUUGCCAAUGACUCCAAUGACGCUAAAAUGCUAAAGUCACUUGAGAGAUGCGUGAAGUUCUGGCGAUUAAAUGACUCAGUGUGUUCAUGACUAGGACGGAUCGAAUAGACUUAACAUCAAUUUCUUACACGUGACGGGAAUGAUUGUCUAGUGGUAGCAUACGAAAGUUUAGAGAGGAAGCAGGCCCUCCAGAAAAGAGUUAUUCAACAGGUAUCUCGAUUGAUCACAUAGGGAAAGAAGGACUUGCCACGAUGAUAGCCUCCCAUCUCCUGGCUUACUACUUCACAGAGCUCCACCAUGACCAAGUACAAAAAGUUGACAAGUAUCUUUACCACCUUCGACUGUCUGAGGAGAAUCUGAUGGACGUGACGAUGCGGUAUCGCCGUGAGAUGGACCGCGGCCUGGGCCGGGACACCAGCCCCACAGCUUCUGUGAAGAUGCUGCCCACGUUUGUGCGCUCCACACCUGAUGGAACUGAACAUGGAGAUUUUUUGGCGCUUGACCUGGGCGGGACCAAUUUCCGGGUUCUGCUGGUGAGAGUGUCUGCUAACGGGAAGCAGAAAGUUGAGAUGGAGAAUCAGAUCUAUGCCAUUCCGGAGGACCUGAGGAGGGGUAGCGGCUCAGGGCUUUUUGACCACAUCGCCGAGUGCCUGGCCACAUUCCUGGAUAAGCUGGGGAUCAAAGACAAGAAGCUUCCACUCGGCUUCACUUUCUCCUUCCCCUGUCAGCAGACCAAACUAGAUGAGAGUAUCCUGGUGUCGUGGACCAAGGGGUUCAAGGCUAGUGGUGUUGAAGGCAAAGAUGUUGUCGGCAUGUUAAGAACAGCCAUCAAAAAGAGAGGGGACUUUGACAUUGACAUCGUGGCUGUGAUUAAUGACACUGUCGGCACGAUGAUGACCUGUGGCUAUGACGACCAUCACUGUGAAAUUGGCCUCAUUGUGGGCACGGGUACCAAUGCGUGUUACAUGGAGGAGAUGCGCAACCUAGAGACUGUGGAGGGGGACGAGGGCCGCAUGUGCGUCAACAUGGAGUGGGGCGCCUUCGGGGACGAUGGGAAGCUGGACGACCUGCGUACCCCCUUCGACGUGGAGAUCGAUUUAGGCUCGCUCAACCCCGGCAAGCAGCUGUUUGAGAAGAUGAUCAGUGGGCUGUACAUGGGUGAGCUUGUGCGCCUCAUCCUGGUGAAGAUGGCCAAGGAGGAGCUUGUGUUCCAGGGCAAGACCACGCCUGAGCUGCUGACCAUGGGACAUUUCCAGACCAGCUUUGUUUCCGCCAUCGAGAACGAGAAGAAUAAUGAGGGUUUGCUGAAUGCUGAGCAGGUCCUGCAGGGCCUGGGUUUGAGCCCAUCUGCGGAGGACUGCGUGACCACCCAGCGCGUGUGUCAGAUCGUGUCCACGCGCGCUGCCCAUCUCUGCGCCGCCACCCUGGCUGCCGUCCUGCGGCAGAUUCGAGACAACAAGGCCGCCGAGAGGCUCCGCACCACUGUGGGAGUGGACGGCUCCGUCUACAAGAACCACCCCCAGUUUGCCCGGCGGCUCCAAAAGAUGGUGCGGAGGCUGGUGCCCGACUGUGACGUGCGCUUCCUGCGCUCCGAGGAUGGCAGUGGAAAGGGCGCCGCCAUGGUGACGGCGGUGGCCUACCGGCUGGCCAAGCAGCACACAGAGCGGCAGCACGUGCUCGACACACUGCGACUGAGCAGUGCCCAACUGCUGGAGGUCAAGAGGCGCAUGAACACAGAGAUGAACCGUGGCCUGGACCGCAACACGCAUACCAACGCCACCGUCAAGAUGCUGCCCACUUUCGUCAGGGCCACACCCAACGGCACAGAGCGAGGGGACUUCCUGGCCUUGGAUCUGGGUGGAACCAACUUCCGUGUGCUCCUGGUGAGGGUCCGCAGUGGGAAGAGGCGCAGCGUAGAGAUGCACAACAAGAUCUACGCCAUACCUCAAGACAUCAUGCAGGGCACUGGAGACGAGCUGUUUGACCACAUUGUCCAUUGCAUCGCUGACUUCCUGGAGUACAUGGGCAUGAAGGGGGCUUCCCUGCCUUUGGGCUUCACCUUCUCCUUCCCCUGCCAGCAGAACAAACUGGACCAGGGCAUCUUGCUGAAGUGGACAAAGGGCUUCAAGGCCACUGGCUGCGAGGGACAGGACGUGGUGAACCUGCUGAAAGACGCCAUCCACCGGCACGAGGAGUUUGAUCUGGAUGUGGUAGCAGUGGUGAAUGACACAGUGGGCACUAUGAUGACCUGCGGCUAUGAGGAUUCUCAUUGUGAAGUGGGGCUCAUUGUGGGCACGGGCACCAAUGCAUGCUACAUGGAGGAGAUGGAGAACGUGGAGCUGGUGGAGGGGGACGAUGGCCGCAUGUGUGUCAACAUGGAGUGGGGCGCCUUCGGCGACCAUGGCGAGCUGGAUGACUUCUGCACGCCCUUCGACCACGCCGUGGACGAGCGUUCGGCCAACCCCGGCAGGCAGCGGUUUGAGAAGAUGAUCAGUGGCAUGUACCUGGGGGAGAUAGUGAGGAAUGUGCUGCUGGAUUUCACCACUAGGGGGCUGCUUUUCCGCGGCCGUCUCUCAGAGAGGCUAAAGACGCGCGGCAUCUUCGAGACCAAGUUUCUCUCUCAGAUCGAGAGCGACCGUCUGGCCCUGCGUCAGGUGCGCUCCAUCCUGCAGCACCUGGGCCUGACGAGCAGCACAUGCGACGACAGCAUCCUGGUGAAGGAGGUGUGCGCUGUGGUGUCGCGCCGCGCCGCCCAGCUGUGCGGUGCCGGUCUGGCCGCGGUGGUGGACAAGAUCCGGCUGAACCGCCGGCUCGAGCAGCUGCGCGUCACCGUGGGGGUGGAUGGGACGCUCUAUAAGCUGCACCCACAUUUCUCCACCAUCAUGCGUGAGACUUUGCGUGAACUGGCGCCGCAGUGCGAGGUGACUCUCGUGCAGUCGGAGGACGGCAGUGGGAAGGGCGCUGCCCUAAUCACCGCCGUGGCCUGUCGCCUGCGAGAUGGGGCCAAGUAGCAGCCCCUCCAUGCCGGAGAGGAGACUGCCAUGAAGGGGAAGAGACAGGAAGUGGGGUACUGAAUGAGAAGGUACAGUGAUGGCCUUUGUUAAGACAAUACUGUGCCACACUGACGUGUGAUUGUGGCAAAGGAGCGGAUUCAAUUUACAAUGAAUGUUUGAACUUUUUUUUUUGUUAUUUUUAUUAUUAUUUUGUUUUAUUUUUAAUAUGACUCUUCUGCUGACAUGUGACACCUUAAUUAUGUGUGCCCAUUGCGGUAUAUGUGUUUGAAGAUGUUUGUGACUUUGGAGUGAGAAAGAUGAGCAUGAGAGAUUAUUUCCAGUAAUGUUUUACAAAAUAUUGCUGUUCAGUAAUGUUGGUGUGUCCCUCCCAAGACUACACUUUCCUGUUUAUACUGUGAAUGUAGGAGCGAUGUUAUUUUAAUGUAUAAUUAUAAAGACAUUAGGUAUUUUUUAUUUUCAGUAGUCCUAGUUACUGUGGAAUUUGAAAAACAGGGUCAUUGCACGCAUAGGACAUCUGACAUUUCUUGGGGUUGUUCAAAAAGAGCAUUGUUUUUGUUUGUUUGGUUUAAAUUGUGAUCCAACCAAAACACUGACUACACAUUUGAAUGGUGUUAUGUGUAGUGUGCAAUGAAUCCCUAACGGAGAUGAUUCACAGCUUUAGUUUGAUCGGGAGACCUUUGUGCUCUUCAAAUAGUAGAGUGUGCAGAAAUCUAAAGCCAUUUGUUUCUGUUAUCGGCUAUUCUGGAAAUAGAUCUCUCUGCACGAUGAUGCUUAGGUCAACAAGGGGUCUGAAUGCUUGUGCGUUUAGUUAUGUUGUUACCAUGACCAUCAGAAAUAAAGUGUUCUUGUUUCUUGA